AUGGUGCUGAUUUGGAAAGAGAGCGACCGCUUCCAAAUUGAGCCUUGUACAGCUGACUCAAACCAUGACCGAAAAUACUCCAUCAAUUCGAUAUCACUUUCGCCUGAUGCACACUAUCUGGCCAUUGGCUACGGGACUCAACUCCAAAUCUGGGAUUUGGUUGAUAAUACGGCAGUUACUCCGAAGGCUAACGUAGAGGUCAACACCACGACCAAUUUCGCGAUUUGGUUCUCGAAUUCGCCAAGAUUAGUUACAGCUCAUGACGAAGGACCGGUCUAUGUCUUCACAAUCAAAAACCCAGGAGUUGACAUAGCUUACCACCGUGACAUUGGUGUCGAAAAGCCUGCCACAUCUAUUGCAAUUCUAGAUGAAAGAACUAUUGCAGUCGCACUAACGGAGUUUGUACAGAUUCAAUGGUUGGAUGAAGACCCCGAAGAGUCAGGCAGAUGGAAGACUAUAGCACAAAUCUCUCCUUCUCUUAACGAGGGCACAUCUGUAAGAUCGGUGCAUACCAUUACUCAGAAUAGAGUUCUGGUUUCAUGUAGUGAUGAACAAGCUAUCAUUUGGCAGAUCACCCGAGACUCUGUUGGCUCUGUUGAGCCUCAAGUUCUGAAUGUGUUUUUGCUUCCUGGUCUAAUUGUAGACUCAAUAGGAAACCAAAUAUUGUGUACGGAUCAUGCAUCCCGCACGUACAAAUCUUUCAAAAUUGGUGCAGGCGGUGUUGAACCUCAAGCAACCCUUUCUCCACGGACACGCGAUGUGUAUAAGACACCACAGCCAGCUUCGACUGCAACAUUUUUACCCCCUUACGGAAAUGCUAUAAUUGGUGGAGGUGUUGGACAGCUAAUACUAUUCGAUGAUCAGGGCAAUCGGUUACAGAAUCUCUCUUUCAAGGAUGAGAGUGAGCAAUGUUCAAUGGUUGAACAGGCUAAUCGAGCUUGUGUUGCGCCCCAAUCGAUUUCACAAUCAACCUUGACAACCGAGGCGAAGUAA
Molecule: messenger RNA, 993 nt
Organism: Lentinula edodes (shiitake mushroom)
Lineage: Eukaryota; Fungi; Basidiomycota; Agaricomycetes; Agaricales; Omphalotaceae
Exons: 6
Coding region: 1-993 (330 amino acids)
Molecular function (GO): protein binding
Source: RefSeq, a predicted model, not a curated record